UCACCGACUUGCUUCAAUCUGUGCGUUUUUUUCACCAUAACAACUACAUUCUUCUACCUAAGUUUUUCAAUACUCUUCGUUUUAUUUACAUUACUGCUUUGAUUAAUCUGCCAAAAUGCGAUAUAGUAAGAGACUUGUCAGAUAUUUACUGUUAUUAUUUAAUUCAAUAUUUGUGAUUUGUGGACUUGCAUUGAUCGCAGUUGGAGCUUUUGGAACCACCAAGGAUAUGACACAUUUCUUAAAUAACAAAUAUAUAACGGUGCCUUACGUUAUUAUAGGAAUAGGAUGUGUUAUCUUUGUUGUAGCAUUCAUUGGAUGCUGUGGUGCACUGAGAUAUAGUCAUUUUCUGAUUUCGUUAUAUGGCCUGCUCAUAGUUAUCAUAGUCGUUGUUGAGAUUGCUGGUGGAAUUGCAGCCUAUUUGUACAAAACUGAAGUUAAAGAUUUUGUCAAACAAACCAUGAAUGAAAGCUUGGCUCAACAAAGGAAAGAUUCAGUGAAAAUUUGGCAUAAAGUGCAAACGAAAUUGCAAUGCUGUGGUGUUAAUGGCCCAAAAGAUUAUGUUGCUCAUAAGAUUAAAAUUCCAAGAAGCUGUUGCGAGUUUAGUGAGGAAGGAUGUAUUAGGAUAGAAAUAUGUCCACUUGAGGAUUGCCCUGAAACAGAUGCUUGGAAAGAAGGGUGCUUCCCUAAAAUGAUUGAGAAAAUUAAAGAUAGUAUUGAAGUUAUUGGUGGAGUUGCUAUUGGAAUUGCUGUAGUUGAGCUACUGGGAUGUAUGUUUGCUUGGUGCUUAGCGCAUGCAAUCAAGAAAGAAGAUGAAAGACGAUAAACUGUACAUUGAAAAGCUCACCAAAUCCAAUGUUAUCUUCAGUGUGUUCGACAGCGAUGUUCCAUUCUGAGUACAUUAAUUCUUUUUGACUCAAAAUUCCAUUAAUGAAAUUUUAUGUAUGUUAGACUUUUGAAAUACUGGGCGAUAUUUUAUUCAACAAAUUUUCUGUGAAAAAUUUUCAACUUAGUGCUGUUCUUAAUUUAUGUUAAUAGAUAAUAUAGA
Messenger RNA from Parasteatoda tepidariorum (common house spider), 1045 nucleotides. NCBI's taxonomy places the organism in Eukaryota, Metazoa, Arthropoda, Arachnida, Araneae, Theridiidae. The record is from RefSeq and is a predicted model, not a curated record.